ACUUCACCUUCAAUCUUAUCUUUAAUUCGCACAUAAAAUGCAUAAAAUCAAAAUCCACUUAGAACUGACGUUUAAUGACGUUUAACAUAACCUUAAAAAAAAUAACAUAACCUUCAUGAGAAACGUCAAAAUUAAAAAUUAUUAUAAUUAUUGAUAAUUAAAGAUUGAAAGGUUAAUUAAUAAUAAAAAUUCGUUACGAAAUGAGUACGUACGAAAUAAGUAAAUCAUCUUUGCUGAGUUUAAAAGCGGAAAUUUUACGAAAACAAGAUGAAGUAACGAAAGCUAAGCUUCAAAAUAAAGCGAAAUCGGUUCAAGAAUCCCGGAAAAGUACCCCAUUGGAAUUAAAAAAUAAAGGGGUAACCGAACGAUCGAAGUUUGAUGAAGUGGAGGAUGAAGAUUUGUUAAAAAAAUCGCGAGAUGUUUUAGAAGCCAAAUCGAAAUUGUACGAACAAUUAGUACAAGGAAAGAAAAAGAAAGGUAGCGAAAGAUUUUUGGUCCAAUUUGGAAGGAAAUUGACGAAUGCAAAACCUCCCGAUGACUCAAAUGAAGAAGACGAUUAUGAUCAUUACCCCGAAAGUGACGAAGAAAGACACUUUUCCGACGAAUACGAACCUGCCAAAAAUCGUGAGGAUGAAUGGGUUGAGUACACGGAUUGUUUAGGAAGAACGAGGAAAUGUUUAAGGAAAGAUUUAGAGCACAUUAAAGAAAAAGAUGUGGAGUUAAAGAAAACGAUUAAAAAGAAACAAGAAAAAAGCGAUGAUAAAAUUGAUGAAAUCGAAAAGAAUGAGGAAAAAAUUAAAGACAAUGAUAUCAAAUUCGACGAAAACUCUGAAUUAUUAUCAAACGAUAUGAGAACAGAGCUUUUACGACAAAAAUGGGAAAAAGAAGAGGAAGAAUUAACCAAAAAAAGCGACGUUCAUUACCAAGAUAUCCUCUUCGACGAAGCUAGAGUCCACGGCGUGGGUUAUUACGGCUUCUCAAAAGACGAGCGUCAAAGAACGCGUCAACAAGAAGCCCUAAAAAAACUUCGCGAAGAAACGCAACGCGAACAACAAAAAGCGGAAGACAAAAAAAAAUUAAGAGACGCUCAAUUAGCAGCUAGGGCGAAAGCGGCGAGAAAUCGAAAACGAGAAAGAAUGGGAUUACCCCCAGAAGAAGAAUCAGAACAAACUGACGAAGUUAUUGAAAAAAAUUUAGAAGAUAAUCAAUCGAAAAGUACCCCACAAGAAAUUGAAGCAGAUCGUAAACGCGAAGAACAAAGAAAACGACAUAUUAGGCCGUGGGAUAUUGGAAAAGAAGGUGUUAAAGAAGAGUUGACCCAAGAAGAAUGGGUUUAUAAGAAACGAAGGGAAAGAAACGAUGAAUUCGCACCCCCUAAAGCGUAUAAUGAGCGAAAGAAACGAGUUGAUAACAAAUUUAAAGUUGAUACAUCAAAACCACCUCCGAAAAUUAAUAAUCCUGCAAAGAAAUUAAAUCCUUAUAAAGAAAAAACUCAGUUUCAAAGAAGGCCGAUUAUUAACGAAUGUUCUGAUUCAAAUUCUGAUUCUGAUGAAUUAAUGAGAGGAAGUUAUGAGGAAGAUAAACGCGGAAAAGGUGUUGAGAUUGCCCCUCCGCCUACUUUUGAUUAUUAUGGACCAAGUCUAAGUAAAAAAUUAAAAACGUCCAAGCCAAAAGAGGAUAUUGCAGAAUCUAUUACAGCUGGGUUGCAGUUUUUGAGGCAACAGUCCGAGAAAAAGGGCAGAAAUCGGGACGAUGAUAUGUUUGUAACUUAAUGUUAUUGAAUAAACAUUUAAUAAUCA
This is a messenger RNA of Onthophagus taurus, 1799 nucleotides long. RefSeq names its product coiled-coil domain-containing protein 174. The record is from RefSeq and is a predicted model, not a curated record. Gene Ontology annotation, cellular component: nucleus. NCBI's taxonomy places the organism in Eukaryota, Metazoa, Arthropoda, Insecta, Coleoptera, Scarabaeidae.